This is a messenger RNA of Spinacia oleracea (spinach), 1939 nucleotides long. RefSeq names its product 2-hydroxyisoflavanone dehydratase-like. The record is from RefSeq and is a predicted model, not a curated record. Bases 265 to 1293 code for a protein of 342 amino acids. Lineage: Eukaryota; Viridiplantae; Streptophyta; Magnoliopsida; Caryophyllales; Amaranthaceae. Gene Ontology annotation, molecular function: hydrolase activity. The transcript has a single exon.
UUGACCUCACAAUAAAUUCAUGAAUGUCAUAGUUUUCCACAAGCAAAAACGUCAAUUGUUAAACCAAAGUUUUUUGAUCUUUCUAAAAACCAUUCGUUUGGAAAUUGGAAUUUUCUUAGAUAAUAAUCACCAUAGACGAAUGUUAUAGGGAUUUAUUAGGGAUUAGGAUUCUAGUCUUGGUUGAAUGUAUUAGGGAUUUAGGGGUAAAUUCCACCAUUUUUACAUUAUAUUUUCCGUCAAUCCCCAUCCUUAAACCAGGAAACCAUGGAUGAUGAUUCGAGUCGUAAGAACGAAAACGGAGACCCAAUCGUCAACAAUUCACCAUUAAUCCGGGUUUACAAAAGAGGCAAGGUAGUCUACACUCAUCCUAUCCCACCAUCUCUGGAUCCCAAAACUGGGGUGAAAUCCAAAGACAUUACCAUCUCCUCUACAACAGGUGGCGUCUGUGUUAGGCUCUUUAAGCCGCCUACCAACUUAAAAAAUCUCAACUACCAGAAUAAAAUACCAGUUUUGUUAUACUUUCAUGGAGGUGGCUUUCACUUAGAAAGCACCUUUUCUGCUACGUAUCACAAUUACCUCAAUGCCCUCGCCUACGAAGCUCAAGUAAUGGUUGUCUCCGUUGAGUACAGGAAAGCCCCUGAACACCGUCUUCCUGCUGCGUAUCAUGAUUGCUGGAAUGCUCUCAUUUGGGUGGUCAGCAAUAAUAAUAACAAUAAUAAUAAUAAUAAUAAUAAUAAUAAUAAUAAUAGAGAACCAUGGCUUGAAGAAGAGCAUGUAGACUUGUCUAGAAUUUAUUUGAUGGGUGAUAGCGCAGGCGGUAACAUUGUUCAUUAUCUAGCAUUGCGAGUAGGGAUUGAAGAAAGUGAGUUCUGCAUUAGUGGUAUCAUUUUGGUGCACCCUUACUUUUGGGGAGAAAAGCGGAUUGGUGAUGAGGGUAGUAAACUAGAGUACCUGUCAAUUUCAGGUGUUGCAGAUAAAGUUUGGGAACUUGCUCGUCCGAGUAGUAGUUUUGGAGCUGAUCAUCCAUGGGUCAACCCUGGUAAUGACCCGCGGUUGUUGAGACUUGGAUGUAAGCGUGUACUGGUAUUUGUUGCACAGAAGGAUUUCUUUCGAGAUCGUGGUGUGUUCUACAAGGAGGCUUUGGAGAAAAGUGGGUGGCAGGGGAUAGUGGAGGUGGUAGAGUCUAAAGGGGAAGAUCAUGUCUUUCAUUUGCUUAAUCCUUACUCUGUUAACUCUGCUGAUAUUAUGAGAAAGAUUGUUGCUUUCCUCCACCCUGCACAUUGUAAACUCUGAAGUCUCAAUCUUGAGAAAAAUCUGUUGUUCAUUACUGAUACUGUAUUUUUGGUUACUAUGUUUUGUGUUUCGAUUCAAUUACUGAAUCUCAACUUUGUGUUUGUUAGUGGUAAUAGUAGUAGAUCGAUAUUCCUAACUGUAUGUUGAAUCUGCAUGUUGUACAUUUGACUAGUAGAAUCCUUUGUCACUACCAAUAGUUGUUCGAAUUUCGAAAGACCCCUUGAAAGUAUCUGUCAAUCUGAAGCCAGAAGUUUGCUGUUUGACACUUGUACCAGCUCUUAAGACUUGUAUAAGAUCUCAAUUCGCAUCAAAUUCAUCUUUGUCAGACAAUGAGCUCUAAUAUGAAAUCUGUUCAAAGUUAUCUGUGAAUCUAAAGCCUGAAGUUUGUUGUGUGACACCUCUAGCAUGUCUUAAGACUUGUUGUAAUUGGAUCUCAAAUCGCAUCAAAUUCAUCUGUAUGAGGCUAUCAGCUUUAAUAUGAAAUGCAAGUUUAUGUAAAUGAACUGCUCCUAUAGACUUUAGUGUUUAUGGAUAGAGAAUACAUUAUACUCCACUGUUUUUCAGAAACAGGCGACUGACUGUAAUCUGUAUUAGCACUCAGCAGAUUGAUUACAUAAUAUCGUAGUACGUACUACACUACUACUGG